CAAGAGAAAUUGGCAGCACGUGAAAGGGACGAAGUCGUGGUUCUGGCAAGGCGGUGUUGGCGUCGCCCGGCCACUUCCUUUUCCGACAGGUCUUUCAUGUGCCGUACAGUGUUUUGAGCAAAAUGACGACCACCAUUUCAAAGAAACGAAAGUUUGUUGGAGACGGAGUCUUCAAAGCUGAGCUCAACGAGUUCCUUACUCGUGAGCUCGCUGAGGAUGGUUACUCCGGAGUGGAGGUCCGUGUGACCCCAUCUCGUACCGAGAUCAUCAUCAUGGCCACACGUACCCAGAAUGUUCUCGGAGAGAAGGGUAGGCGCAUUCGUGAGCUGACUUCUGUUGUGCAGAAGAGGUUCAACUUCCCUGAGAACUCUGUUGAACUGUACGCUGAGAAGGUUGCCACUCGUGGUCUCUGCGCCAUUGCCCAGGCUGAGUCGCUCAGAUACAAACUGAUUGGUGGUCUUGCUGUAGGAGGUAAGGCCUGCUAUGGUGUUCUCCGAUUCAUCAUGGAGAGUGGUGCCAAGGGCUGUGAGGUGGUUGUCAGUGGCAAGCUCCGUGGACAGCGUGCCAAGUCCAUGAAGUUUGUUGAUGGCUUGAUGAUUCACAGUGGUGAACCCACUAAUGAUUAUGUUGACGCAGCCACCCGUCACGUCCUGCUUAGGCAAGGUGUCCUUGGUAUUAAGGUCAAGAUUAUGUUGCCUUGGGAUCCUAAUGGCAAGACUGGACCCAAGAAACCUCUCCCUGACAACGUUUCUGUGGUCGAGCCCAAGGAAGAGACACUUCCUACCAUGCCAUCAAGUGAUGUGAAGGCAAGCAAGCCUGAUGCUGCACCCAUCACACCGAUUGUUUGAAGUCCUUUAAUAUAAAAUUUAAAAACUGAA
Thrips palmi is the source of this 878-nucleotide messenger RNA. It is a transcript of the gene RpS3, whose product is annotated as 40S ribosomal protein S3-A. The transcript is spliced from 5 exons. Bases 123 to 848 code for a protein of 241 amino acids. Gene Ontology annotation, molecular function: RNA binding; structural constituent of ribosome. NCBI's taxonomy places the organism in Eukaryota, Metazoa, Arthropoda, Insecta, Thysanoptera, Thripidae. Gene Ontology annotation, biological process: positive regulation of apoptotic signaling pathway; translation. Gene Ontology annotation, cellular component: nucleus; cytosolic small ribosomal subunit. The record is from RefSeq and is a predicted model, not a curated record.